AUGGCUUCAUCUCCGGGCUUAAAUUUUCUUAUUGCUAAAUAUCUUCGUGGAUUACCAAAUAAAAAUCUUGCUAAUGAUUUUAUACAAACACUUGAACAAAAUAAUCUUUUGCCGUCUACACGCAAUUGGAAUGGUGUUGAACGCCAAAUAUUGUUUUCAGAAUUAGAACAACAAUAUUCUUAUGUUCCCGAUGAUCAUUUAUUACAUUUAUUAGAAAAUGUUAUGUCUUAUGUUGAACAAGGAAUUGGUAAACGUUUUGGUUCAUUAUCAACAUUUCUUCUUCAAAUGGAUCCAACUUGUUUUCUUGAAAAUAAACAAAAAAAAUCAUCCAAUCGUAAAUAUAAUAUGUUUACAACAGCAUAUCAUCCAUGUAAAUAUUUAUCAAAUCCAACAAAUCAUAAUAUGCAAAUACUUUUACGUGAACGAGAAUAUUUUGGUCGAACAUUAUCUGUUAAACACUUACCAUCAAGUGAUCUAUAUCAACGAAUGAAUAUGAGAUUGAAAGUUAUUGCUCAUAAAGCAUCCGUUUAUUGUAUUGCAUUUGAUCGUACAGGAACUUAUGCAUUAUCCGGUGCUGAUGAUUUUCUUCUUAAAAUGUGGCAUGUACGUACAGGCCGUUUAUUAGCAACAUUUCGUGGUCAUUCAAAAGAAAUUUGUGAUAUUGAUAUUAAUUUUGAAAAUACACUUGUUGCUAGUGCAAGUCUUGAUAAAAAAGUGCGAGUUUGGAAUUUAAAAACAACUAAAAUGGAAUGUGUUCUACAUGGACAUCAAAGUGGAAUUAAUGCAACAAAAUUUUCACCAUUUUGUAAAACAGAUGAUCGAUGGUUAGCAUCUGUUGGACAUGAUGGAAGUAUUUGUUUUUGGAAAUAUCGUAUUGGAACAACAGAUUUCGAACCUCGACCAAUCAAAUUUGUUGAAAAAAGUCGCGCCGGUGCACAAAUGCUUUGUUUAUCAUUUAGUCCAGGUGGUUAUUUUGUGGCUGCUGGCAGUAGUGAUUCUGUUAUUCGAGUUUAUUCAUUUCAUACUUAUUCACCAUUAAAAAUUUGUGAACUAGAUCGACAUACAAGUGUUGUUGAAACAAUAUGUUAUUCACAUUUAAGUAAUUCAUUUAUUUCUGGUAGUAAAGAUGGUACCGCUCGUAUUUGGCGUUAUGAACAACAAUCAUGGAGAGCUAUUGUUCUUAAUUACUAUGAUGAUGCGGAUAAAAAUAAUAAUGAUUCAAAUAAUCAUUCAACAAGCGUAAGUAAUAAAAUAAUUCCUGUCACAAUUGUUUCAUGGUCCUGUACUGAUCGACAUGUUGCUACUGCAUAUGAGAAUGGUCUUAUCAAAGUUUGGGAACCUAAUCAAGGAACAUUACUUAACGAACUUAAAAAACAUGAGAAAACCGUUUUCGUACUUGAAUGUCAUCCAACAAAUGAACGUUUAUUAUGUUCUGCAGGACAUGAUGGAUUAUUAGUUAUUUGGGAUAUGAUUGAUGGUCGAGUUAUAAAGUUUUUUCUUAAUGAUCAAUAUAUUGAUAUUCCAUGUUCAAUACCAUAUUCAGAAGCAAAAUGGUCUCCUCAUUGUGAUGUUAUAUGUACAACAGAUCUUUGUGGUCAAAUAUGUUUUUUUGGUCUUGGUACUGAUACACGAUAUAAUCAAACUCAAAUCGAACAAUUUUUUCAUAAUGAUUUACGCCCAUUAACUCGUGAUAGCAAUGAUAAUGUACUUGAUGAACAACAACAUAUUCCACCACAUUUAUUACCACCACCAUAUCUUAUUGAUGAUCAUGGGCAUGCUUAUUCAUAUGAUAUACAAAGACAUGUACCAGGAAGAGAAAAUUAUUCACAAAAUGAUAAUACAGCUACAGUUGUUAAUCAUGAAUAUUUAGAAGAUCUUAUUAUUGCUGAACCAAUGACAACUCCAGCAAUGACAAGUACAUUUAUGACAAGAAAAUUUGAAUUCUUUUUUUUUUUGUUUAGACAUAGUGAAAGUAUUCGAGAUGCUAGAUAUGAUGAUGAACGAAUUACUUAUGAAAGAGAAUAUUUGAAAAAAGCUGAUCAUAGAGAUUUGUAUAAUUCAUCACCAAUAAAGAAACGUACAACACGUAAUGUUGUUAAAAUGCGUCAAGAAGAACUUCUUAAAAAAGUUCCACAUAAUGUUGAAGUUGCAAUUAAUCGUCUGACAACUCGAGCAUUAUAUGAUUCUGAUAAGGAUGAUAAAACUGAUCUAUCCGAUGAUCAAUAUUCACCAAAUGCAACUGUACCACUUGGUGAUAGUGAAAUGAGUGGUGGUGGUGAUGAUGAUAGUGUAUCAACAGAUGAAGAUCUUGUUGUAACAACAACACGAACCACUGGUAUAGUGACACGUACAGGACAACAAAGACGUAUACAAAGACAUCGAAAUUUAUCACCUGAUGAAGAUGAUGAUGAUGACGAUGAUGAUAAAGAUAAACGUGAACAUGAAAAUCGUCAAGUACAAGAAGCUAAAACACAACAUCGUCGACGAAAUAAAUUAAAACGUUUAAAAAAACGACGUGAACAAGUUAAAACUAAAAAAGAAGAAUUUGAAAAUAAACAUGAACUUGAAUUAAAUUAUUCACCAGAUUUUAAACCACCAGAUUGGUUAACACGUACAAUUGCAAAAUGUUCACCAUAUAUACCACAAAUCGGUGAUAUUGUUAUGUAUUUUAUACAAGGUCAUGAAUUAUAUAUUAAUGAAGUUAAAGAUAAAAAAAUGUAUGAAAUUGAUGAAAAAACUUUACCAUGGAAUAAAUGUGAAUCACUUGAUGCUGUUGAAUGUGCUACAGUAAUUGGUGUAUCUGUAAGUUUUUCUGAUAAACAACCACCGCGUGUAAUUAAUGUUCGACUUCAAUUAUUAAAUCCUGAUACACUUGAAGCCACAUCACGAAGAAUAAGUGUUAAAUUUCAUGAUGUUGAUGGUAUUGCUGAUUUUAUUAUAUUAAAACAACAUUAUGAUCACGCUUUACAGCGAGAAUGGAAAACUGGUGAUCAUUUUCGAUGUUUUAUUGAUGAUACAUGGUGGCCAGGAACAAUUGUUAAACGUGAACCAUUUGAUCUUCGUCAUGAAAAUAGUCCUUUUCAAUGUUAUAUUAUUCGAUGGGAUAAUGGUGAAAAUGAAGAACGACUGAGUCCAUGGGAUAUUUUCGAAUGUGAUGAUUCAUCUUGUGAAUCAAACCUCAUGAAAAUGCCAUCUUAUCAACCAGCAGCAGAUGAAUGGCCAUUACAUGGUGUUGAUAAUGAACGUGAACGUUUAUUAAAAGGAAUCGAUACACUUAUGCAAAUGGAUGUAACUGAACAAUUUCGAGCACCGGUUCAACUAGCUUGGUAUCCAGUUGUUAUUGCUUAUCCAAUUGAUCUUGGUACAAUUCGAGAACGUAUAUCCAAUGGUUAUUAUCGUCGAUCAAAUGCUCUUAAAUGGGAUGUAAAAAAAAUGGAAGAAAAUGCAAAAAAUUUUAAUGAAAAAGGAAGUCAAAUUAUUGAACAAGUUAAAAUUGUAACGAAAGUUUUAUUGAAAUAUAUCGGUGAUUAUAAUUGUAAUGAUAUAAAUUUAAUCUAUCAACGUGCAUUACAUUCAGAACAAAUUUCAUUACCUAUUUCAUCAUCAUGGAAUGAAGAAUGGCUUGAUGAUUGUCAAACAAUACUUAAUGAUAUAUUAUCUCAACCUGGAAGUGAUUUAUUACGUUAUCCAAUUGAUGAAAAUGAAUAUCCCGAUUAUGAAAGAAUAAUAAAAACACCAAUUUGUUUUGAUGAUAUACAAGCAAAACUUAAUCAAACACCUUGUGGAUAUAGACAUUCAAGAGAAUUUAUUGCUGAUUGUCAUUUAAUAUUUCAAAAUGCUUUAACAUAUGCUGAUCCAGAGAUGAUUAAUGUUGUCAGACAUUUGGGACCAUGGUUUGAUCGACGUGUUGCUAUAUUUGAUCGUCGACAACGUCGAACAAAUCAUCAAUAUAAUACUGAAAUGACAACGCGACGACGAGAUUUACAAAACUCAUCAACGGAUGAAAAUAAUAUUUAUACAACAGGUGAUGCACCAGCAACAACAACAACAGCAACAACAACAACAGCAAUAACAACAGCAACAACAACGACGACAACAAGCUCAAGUAGUCGACAAAAUCGACGAACACAAUUUUCUCCAACAACUCUAACAACUGAUCGUCGUCAUUCUCAUUUUAAUCGUUUAUCCACAAUAAAUAAUCAUUCAGUAACAUCCCAACAACAAAAUUCUGACGAUGAUGACAUGGAUGAUAAUGAAUCAGUAUCAACACAAAGUACUCAACCCAUAUCGUUAACAUCAUUUAUUCCCACAACAACCAAUGAUCAUAAUACCGGUGCUAAUUUAUCAUUACGUCAAACACGACAACGUAUGACUACGAAUGGAAAUAAUAGUACAUGGCAAACACGAACACGAUAUAGUACAAGAUCAACAGCUUCAAAUAGAAAUCAUAAUGAUGAUUAUGAUAAUCGUUCACAACAACAAAAUUUAUCAGCAUCUGAUGAUGAUAAUGAUAAUGAUAUAUCAUCGAAUAGUAAAAGAAAUCGUAUUGAACGUAGUGAUAGAAGAAUAACUUCAAUUAAUCGACCUAAUUAUAAAAUAGACAGUGAUGAACAUGAAGAUGAUGAUGAUGAUGAUGAUAAUAAUAAUAAUAAUAAUAAUAAUAAUAAUAAUAAUCAACAAAAAAUGACUAAAACAAAUACAACAAAUGAUAAUCAAGAAGAUACUGAACCAAUGGAAAAAGAUAAUGAUAAAUCAAAAGAGAAAAAUGAUGAUGAAGAUUAUGAACCACCAGUAUCUCAUGAUGAUGAAGAUGAAGACGAAGAACAUAAUGAUUUAAUAUCUCCACGUCAAAAAGAUGAUGAUGAUGAUUCGGAUUCGGAUUAUCAAUUGAAUGAACCAAGUCAACAUCGUCGUACAACUACAAAUGGUAAUCGAGUACGUAAAUUACGUAGUACAACAAAUCGUCCAUCACCACCAUUACCAAAUCAAAAUAAUAAACGAAAACGUUCAAUUGUUCGUACACGUACAUCAUCAGAAUCUGAUUCAACAGAUUCAAAUGUAAAUAUAACAUAUAAAACUCGAACUCGUACACGACGACGUGUAACAGUAAAUCGAAAAUCUUCAUUUGCUGAAGAUUUAUCUGAUGAAGAACAAGAUGAAGAAGAAGAUGAAAAUCGCCGACGACCACGUACUACUCAAGCAACACGAGUAUCAAAACGUGGUCGUGUACUUAAACAACGUUUAUUAAGUGAAUAA
Rotaria sp. Silwood1 is the source of this 5256-nucleotide messenger RNA. NCBI's taxonomy places the organism in Eukaryota, Metazoa, Rotifera, Eurotatoria, Philodinida, Philodinidae. The record is from the annotation of a GenBank genome assembly.